AUGCCGAUACUCUGCAGCAAGGCCUCGGUCUCCCGGCGCUUGCGGUCCAAGUCCGAGUCCUCUGAGGUCGCCUCCGUCUUCUGUUGGAUCUCUGCCUGCACAGAAGAAUCCCCAAAAUAGAUUCAGACAUGCAGGGGGAAAAAAAGCGGCAAACUGGAGUGUGUUGAAGGGAAGGAGAGUUCAUGACAACUGGGCUCUUUAAAGUGCAAGAACAGCGACAAUGAAGUUGGCUCAGUUUUUGUUGAAAAACAGCUCAGCGGCCGGAAUACCGAAGCAAGUGGAGAGGUUUUCCAAGUUCUCACCGUCGCCUUUGUCAAUGAAGCAAUUCAUUGACUUCGGCUCUGCCGACGCGUGCGAGAAGACCUCCUUUGUAUUUCUGAGGCAGGAGCUCCCUGUUCGACUGGCCAACAUCAUGAAAGAAAUUGAUUUCCUCCCAGACAAGCUCCUCGGCACUCCUUCCCUAAAGCUCCUCACCAGUUGGUAUUCACAGAGUUUGUUGGAGCUCGUCGAGUUUUUAGAGAAAGAUCCAGAUGAUAAGAACAUCCUGACAGACUUCACUCAAAAUCUGAUUAAAAUCCGCAAUCGGCACAACAACGUGGUGCCCACAAUGGCUCAGGGUGUGGUGGAGUUCAAGGAGGCCUUCGGCGUGGACCCCGUAACCAACCAGAACGUGCAGUACUUUCUGGACCGCUUCUACAUGAGCCGCAUCUCCACACGCAUGCUCAUGAACCAGCACACAUUAAUCUUCGACGGCAGCGUGAACCCGGCUCACCCCAAGCAUAUCGGCAGCAUUGAUCCCACCUGUGACGUUGUGGAGGUUGUAAAAGAUGCCUAUGAAACCUCAAAGAUGCUGUGUGAGCAGUAUUACCUGACCUCACCAGAUAUGGAAGUCACCCAAGUGAACUCCAAAAGCCCAGACCAGCCCCUCCACAUUGUUUAUGUGCCAUCGCAUCUUUACCAUAUGCUAUUUGAGCUUUUCAAGAACGCAAUGCGAGCAACAGUCGAAACCCACGAGACGAGCCCGUCGUUACCUGCCAUCAAAGUGCGCGUCUCUCUGGGCACCGAAGACCUGACUAUCAAGAUGUCCGACAGAGGAGGCGGAGUCCCACUGAGGAAGAUCGAGCGACUCUUCAGCUACAUGUACUCCACAGCUCCCAGCCCUGUACAUGUAGACAAUUCUCGUAACGCCCCCCUGGCAGGUUUUGGCUACGGCCUGCCCAUCUCUCGUCUCUAUGCCAAGUAUUUCCAAGGAGACCUGCAGCUCUAUUCUAUGGAGGGCUACGGAACUGCAGCUGUCAUCUACUUAAAGGCCCUGUCCUCAGAGUCGGUGGAGAGGCUCCCCGUGUUCAACAAGUCAGCCCUGCGCCACUACCAGACCAGCACGGAGGCCGACGACUGGUGCAUGCCCAGCAGGGAGCCAAAGAAACUGGGCAGGACCGACAGGACUCAUUCAUGACGGAAACAAGGAGGUAGUGGAGACAAAAAUAGACUCGCAGGAAUGGGAGCGAUAACAAUUUGGCCAGUUCCGAUCAGAUUAUGAAUGAAUUUUAUUAUUUAUCAUGAGACUAUGACGUUGCAAUCUCGUUUUAGUUCCAGCUUACAUUUGCUACUUUUCAUUUUAUUUAGAAAUAACACAAUUAGCCCAUAAAUAUGCUGUGUUAGAUUUUCAAAUUUUAUUUUUUAUUGAAAAAAAACAUUUCCCACCUAAAUCUACAAUAUUUGCGAACUUUGUAUGGUCUUAGGUCUUAAUUAGAAACGUGUUUAAAUUUGAAACUUGCAUCAGGUGACUUUGUCGCAAUUUUGACUCUGUGGAAUUUUUACCAGCAAUACUAAUGUGUCAAAGGGGAUAUUUGUAAAAGCCAGUCACUUUUCUCUACCUUAGUAACUAUUUUAGUUGACCACAUCAUAAUUAUUUACAUGAUAAUGUACACAUGUUUUAUAGUGACAAUAUAUAUAGUGACAGUUUCACCGGCACCAAAACCUGUGCUAAUGCAUACAGGGACCAGCAACCUUGCUUUUUACAUUUAGCAUCUUCAAUAUACAGUAUUGUAUGUAAGCUGAAAUUGUUGGUUUUAUACAAAAGCAAACAUUUUUUAAUUACAAAACAUUUAACACUUUUAAAAAAAAAAAAUACUAUAUCUCAAUAUAGCUUAUACGCUAUGCUUCAUGUCACCUGAUCUUCCAACUGUUCUACAAUGACCUCCUUUUGAAGAGGUCAUCUGAAUGUGAACAGC
Syngnathus acus (greater pipefish) is the source of this 2234-nucleotide messenger RNA. It is a transcript of the gene pdk4, whose product is annotated as pyruvate dehydrogenase kinase, isozyme 4. NCBI's taxonomy places the organism in Eukaryota, Metazoa, Chordata, Actinopteri, Syngnathiformes, Syngnathidae. Gene Ontology annotation, biological process: regulation of glucose metabolic process; protein phosphorylation. The record is from RefSeq and is a predicted model, not a curated record. Bases 221 to 1456 code for a protein of 411 amino acids. The transcript has 12 exons. Gene Ontology annotation, molecular function: pyruvate dehydrogenase (acetyl-transferring) kinase activity. Gene Ontology annotation, cellular component: mitochondrion.